Paramuricea clavata is the source of this 1904-nucleotide messenger RNA. NCBI's taxonomy places the organism in Eukaryota, Metazoa, Cnidaria, Anthozoa, Malacalcyonacea, Plexauridae. The record is from the annotation of a GenBank genome assembly.
AUGAGUGUUAUCGAAUGCAGUUGGAUCCCCAUUGAAGCAGUUCAAGUCACUCAAGCCCCAAGAAAGAUUCCAGCCAUGUUACGUGGUAAGAUGAAACAAGAACUCGAUCGCAUGGAAAAAGAACAAGUCAUUGUUAAAGUGGACAAGCCUACAGUUUGGGUACAUAAUCCUGUGAUCGUCGAGAAGCCCAAUGGGAAGCUUAGAGUCUGUUUGGACCCACGAAAGCUCAACAAAUAUCUAAAAAGAGAACAGUACCAGUUACCAACGUGGGAAGAAAUUCCAAGCAGAUUGCAUUGCGCAAGAUUUUUCAGCACUUUAGAUGCUAAUCAGGGGUAUUGGCAGAUACCUCUGGAAGAUGAAUACUCAAUACCCCGUUUGGGCGAUACCGAUUCCUGAGGAUGCCUUUUGGUAUCCAUUCAGCACAAGAAGUAUUUCACAAGAGAAUCAACCGUCUAUUCGAAGAUCUAGAAGGAGUCGAGACUGACAUAGAUGACAUAUUGGUUUGGCGAAACACAAUCGAAGAGCAUGAUCAGAGAUUACAAGAUACCAUAGGCCAAACCAAGAUGAUCGGAAUGACCCUCAACCCUGACAAGUUUCGUGUAACGGAGGUAACCUACCUCGGACACAAACUAACGGGAGAGGGAGUACAACCAAAUCACAGAGUAGAUACAUAUACAGAGCUGUAACUGACCGUUGUAAACACUGCGGAAGCUUACGUUUUCAUGUACCCACUUUUUUUUCAGGCGACCGGGCAAAAAAUUAUCAACUGCGCGUGCUCGGCAAGUUCCGCGAGCAGUUAAAGCGAGUCGUCAUCCAAUCAGAUGCAUGCAUCUGGUAACUUGUCGAGCAUGCGCACAUCCACUCUGUGACCAGAUCAGACGAAGAUCGAGGCCAUCAUCAACAUGCCAGCGCCGCAAGACAAACUAGGAGUGCAGAGACUACUUGGAAUGGUGAACUACUUAGCAAAGUUUAUUCCAGGAAUGUCCGAGAUUACGGCACCGUUGGGGGGAGCUUGUGAAGAAACACGUUCCUUGGCACUGGACGGCGAAUCAUGAAGCUGCAUUUGAAAAAAUAGAAGAAACCCUUUCAACCGAUCGCGUUCUGAGAUACUAUGACGUCACGAAGCCAGUUGUACUGCAAACGGAUGCCUCAAGUACAGGUCUUGGUGCAGUAUUGCUGCAAGAUGGGUUCCCUGUUGCCUAUGCCUCCAGAACGGUGACAACGACACAACCUGAUCUACAAACCAAGAAAGCUUCUCAAGGUCGCAGACACUCUGUCAAAAACCCAGUUGGCUGAAACUGCAGAAGAAAUCAGCGAACAAGAUAUGAAAUCCCAAGUUCAUCUCUUAUGCGAAUCUACCAUGUUCCAGUGAAAUCCUUGAGGAACUGCGCCAAGAAACAGCUCGAGAUCCUGUUUCACAGAAGAUUAUCCAAAUGCUUCGAGUGGGAUGGCCGCAGACGAAGAAAGCUUUGCCUAAGGAUCUAAAAGAAUACUUGAAGCACAAAUUAAAACUUAGUGAAAACCAAGGAAUCAUUCUCAAAGAUCGGAGAAUACGAAUACCACUAGCCUUGAGAAAAAAGAUUGUGGACAAAUUGCACCAGGGUCAUCAAGGUAUUGAAAAGACGAAGCAACGGGCGAGACAAUCAGUUUUUUGGCCACGAAUUAAUAAAAACUUUGAAGAUUUGGUAUCAAAGUGUUCUCAUUGUCAAGAACUAAGAAAUGCUAAUCCAAAGGAAGUUGGAACCGCUAAUCCCGCAUGCAGUUUCACUGUAUCCAUGGCAAGUUGUCGGAACGGAUAUAUUUCUUUGGCAAGACAAGGACUAUCUAUUGGUGGUGGACUACUACAGUCGAUGUUGGGAAGUGGUCAGACUCAGAAGUAUGAAAGCAGAUUAUGUCAUAGCUGA